CCGGGUCAAAGCCGGAGCUGGGCCGGGUGAAGUAAACAGAAGUGGGGCGGAGGAAGCCAAAAAGACACCGUCGCAACGUAAAAAGGGCCGCCGCUUUCUCCGACCAGCUGCUUCCUCUUCGCCGCCAUGGGGAAAUCCUUCGCUAACUUCAUGUGCAAGAAGGACUUCCAUCCCGCCUCCAAGUCCAAUAUUAAAAAGGUAUGGAUGGCAGAACAGAAAAUAUCUUAUGACAGAAAGAAACAAGAAGAAUUAAUGCAGCAAUAUCUUAAAGAGCAAGAAUCUUAUGAUAACAGAUUGCUUAUGGGAGAUGAACGUGUCAAGAAUGGUCUAAAUUUUAUGUAUGAAGCGCCACCUGGAGCAAAGAAAGAAAACAAAGAGCAGGAGGGAGAAACUGAUUACAAAUUUGAAUGGCAGAAGGUAGCUCCACGUGAAAAAUAUGCUAAAGAUGACAUGAACAUUAGAGACCAGCCGUUUGGCAUCCAGGUGAGGAAUGUGAGAUGCAUUAAAUGUCACAAGUGGGGCCACGUUAACACAGACCGGGAAUGUCCUUUAUUUGGCCUUUCUGGAAUUAAUGCAAGCUCCGUUUCCAAUGAUGGCUCAGGGCCAUCGAUGCACCCCUCAGAGCUAAUAGCGGAGAUGAGAAACAGUGGGUUUGCGCUGAAACAAAAUGUACUGGGGAGAAACUUGACCGCAAAUGAUCCAUCCCAGGUAAUGAUCUUUUUAUCAGUAAGCUGAAAAUGUGUGUAAAUCUAAAUGUGAUCGGUUGUGAAUUGUUGCUUAAUGUUUUUGUAAUAUGCAUAACCGUAGGAACGCCAGAUAGGUAGAGAAAGCUCUGUGUCUCUUAAAAUACCGUCUUCUUUUCCUCUUCUUUUCUUCUUUUUUUUGUUAGCUGGAAUAAUAGUCUAGAAUUUGUUCAAUCCAUAGUUUAAUAAAUGAAAAGCCUCCUGCAGGUUAGUAGAGAUUAUCUACUAGAGGAAAUGGCUUUGACUUUUCUUUACUUGCUUAUGAUGGCAGCUGUUUUAUCUAAUUCUAUCCCUGGGUGGAAAAAUAAUGACAGUGCCGACCAGGGGAUGCCAUAGUUUGGAGGUGCAAUUCUGAAUACUGCCCUGUGUGUUGCUGGAGAUUGUAUCAUUUCUCUCUGCAUGGCUACCAGAAGGGAAGCUUGACAAAUGUAGGGUAAACCCUUGCUUAUCAGAGAUGGGGAUAUGUCACCAGGGCCGGAGUUGUGCUGCUAUUUCUUUUGUUGCUGUCCUGCUUCUUGGAUUUUACCUCACUACAGUAGAGUUAAACCACCUUCAGACGUCGGACAGAAGAACAUGAUGCCAUGCUUACCGACUAGAGACCUUUCUCAGCAAAAGGAGCAUCUUAAUAGCAGAUUAAUUGGGACGCAGUGGCUCAGUGGCUAAGACGCUGAGCUUGUUGAUCAGAAAGUU
Thamnophis sirtalis is the source of this 1433-nucleotide messenger RNA. The record is from RefSeq and is a predicted model, not a curated record. Lineage: Eukaryota; Metazoa; Chordata; Lepidosauria; Squamata; Natricidae.